AUGGGAAAUCAUUAUAACAUCACCUCACUCUCUUAUGGCUCUGAUACCAAAAUAGUCAAGUCAAGAACAAAUAUUUUGCCUAAUCUUACUCAUCAAGUAUAUGAACACUUCAAAAAAGAGGCAAAAACCUUUUUACAGCCUCAAGAAUAUCUUUUGUUUCAAUUUGCAAUGAAUCUCAAAGCAUCUUGGAUAUUUUACUGGGAUUUGAUUGUUGCUCGAGCUGAACAAGAAUAUAUUAUCAAAAAGAUCGUAAGAAGAUUCAAAAUAAAAUGGUGGUUAAAAUUUCAUGAGACAAAUUGUUGUCCCAAAGCAGUAAACUCAUGGAUUCAAGAACAAAGAAAUUUAGGAAUUCAGAAAAUCUCAAAGAAAGAUCAAGAAAAUACACAUGAUACUGCAAUAGUGGCUGCUCCAGAUGGCAUGGUAUAUUUUGUUGAGAUUAGUUCGGGACAAAUCAUUUCUUCUUUUUCAUCGGGCCCAUCUAUUUAUUCCUCAUAUCAGACACUCCCCAGCGAUGAAGGCGAAAAACUUGAUUCCUCUGCCGAUGGUGAUAAUUUCUACAUUGAUUGUGGAAAAGACUGGGAACUCUACUUACAUGCAAAAGGCUUCAAUAAAGUGUACCCUCUUCUUCCUCGUGGUUUCUUACAUGACCCAAGUAUUUUUCCAUCGCAGAGGCUCAAUCUGAGUGCUGAAGAAUUUGUAAGGCGCACUCCAUUUGUAUCAACUGGUGGUGGUGUCAUGUUAGGAUCAAAGACAACUGCUGUAUUUCUUGUUGAUAUCAAAUCUGGAAAAGUAGUUCGUACAUUUAAAGCCGAUGAUUUUCCCUCAGUUGUAAAGCACGAUUUUGAUGGAUCUUCUAUUCUAGCUAGAAAGGAUAUUGAAGGAUGGGUAGGAUCUGGUCCUGCAGACUUGAAGGAUGUUGAGAAGCCACUCUAUGUUACAAGGAUAGACUAUAAUCUGAAGUAUACCUCCAAGAAGACCGGGAAAGUUCUUUGGCAUCUAAAGUUUGCUGAUGUUGAAGCUUCUUUCCAAUGUGAAGGAAUUGAGAAUUUUCUGGGUGGAAUUUUACCUGAGGUUGACAAAUUUGAUCCAGGAUAUGAACUUGAUGCAAAUUUGGCAAUGCGUUGCCUGACGAGGCCAGUGGUCUAUCGCAUCCGUGACCAUAGCUCACUAGAAUCCCUUUUUAUGGUUGACAAGUUACCAGAUGCUCUUCCAAGAGGCAAAGUACUCUCUUUACCUGCUGCUGAUCACGAUCCUCUGUUUGAGCCAGUGGAUAAGUUUUUAGCUGCUCAUCAUGAUAAUGAGAGACAAAUGUUGCUGAAACUGAAAAGAAAGAACGAUAGAAAUGAGGGUGAUGAAGAGCAUGAGAGGAGGGGUGUGUCCCUUCGAUGUCUUACUCUUUACAGCAGAGGUGGAGGUUGCAAAGUAGUUGCUGACACUGGUGAAGAAUAUGCGGAUUCUGGCAGUAGAAGGCGCUCGAGUGUGAGUGAGGAUGGGAAAGGGUACCCUACAAUAUGUGGAAAUGAAGAAGCAUCUGUGGAUUGCUUUUCCUAUGGGAUGAAAGAGAAAUUCUGGAGGAGGAAUAACCGAAGACUUCUAACAUUUGAAGAAGCACAACAAAGCAAUAGCAUGAAUUCAUGUCUUCCGGAUGACAUUUUAGAAAUGUGCUUGUUAAGGCUCCCACUGACUAGUCUUGCGAAUGCUCGACUUGUCUGCAAGAAAUGGAGAAACUUGACAACAACAUCUCGUUUCAUGCAGAUAAGAAGGGAAGGCUUAUUUCAAAGUCCAUGGUUGUUUCUCUUUGGUGUUGUUAAGGAUGGCUAUUGUUCUGGGGAAAUACAUGCAUUGGAUGUUUCACUUGCCCAAUGGCAUAAAAUCGAUUCUCAAAUUCUUCGUGGAAGGUUUCUUUUCUCUGUUGCUAGCAUCUGGGAUGAUGUUUUUAUAGUUGGAGGCUGUUCUAGUUUGACCAACUUCGGAAGGGUGGAUAAAAGCUCAUUCAAGACGCACAAAGGAGUUUUAGUUUUUAGCCCCUUGACUAAGUCUUGGCGUAAAGCUGCAUCCAUGAAGUAUGCUAGAUCAUCACCCAUAUUAGGUAUUUCCGAGGUCAGUAUAGAUUGUUUUAUCAGUAGAAAUCAAGCAAAUCUGUCAGAUAGACGCUUUUACAGGUCAAGGAUUGGUGGUGCAUCAGACGUAUAUGAGGAUCCUCACAGACUUUCUGUCAGACGUCAAUCUACACAAUCUCUUGAUGAAAGGGAUAUUUCAUCGUUUUCCAGCAUAAAGCCAUCCAAAUUUGUUGCGCAAAAAACUGAAAAUUCUCGAAUCAAAGAUCGUAGAAAGUUUGUAAUGAUUGCUGUGGGAGGUCUUGGAUCUUGGGAUGAACCAUUAGACUCGGGGGAAAUUUAUGAUUCUGUGUCAAAUAAAUGGACAGAGAUCCAGAGACCACCUCUAGAAUUUGGAGUACCUUGUUCUGGCAUUAUAUGUAAUGGGAUUUUCUACGUUUACUCCGAGAGUGAUAAGCUUGCUGGAUAUGACAUAGAAAAGGGAUAUUGGGUUAGAAUUCAAACCACUCCAUGCCCACCCCGUGUGCACGAGUACUAUCCAAAACUCGUAUUAUGCAAUGAUCAGCUGUUCAUGCUGUCUGUCUCCUGGUGCGAGGGAGAUGGCCAAAUUGGGAGGAGAAACAAAGCAGUUAGGAAGGCUUGGGUGCUCCAUCCCGUGUAUCUUACUUGGACAGAAGUGUCUAUACAUCCGGAUGCGCCAAUGGACUGGAAUGCUGCUUUUGUUUCUGAUAAAAACCUUAUAUUUGGUCUUGAAAUGUUCAAAAUAUUUGGACAAGUUUUGGACUUUGUGACUAUGUGUGAUGUGUCCAACACGGGAAUAAAUUGGAGUCACAUUUCGAGGAAUCAUGUGGCACAGGAUCUGGAUGCUUCUUCUUGUCUG
Molecule: messenger RNA, 2937 nt
Organism: Olea europaea var. sylvestris
Lineage: Eukaryota; Viridiplantae; Streptophyta; Magnoliopsida; Lamiales; Oleaceae
Product: F-box/kelch-repeat protein At5g42350-like
Exons: 5
Cellular component (GO): SCF ubiquitin ligase complex
Molecular function (GO): protein binding
Source: RefSeq, a predicted model, not a curated record